CCUAAGGGUUUCUAUGGCUGAGCAGAGAUUCAAAACCUGGUCUCCAGGGUCUUAGUCCAACCUACGCUCAAACCAGUACACCACAUUGCCUCUUUUUUUAACUAAGUAGCUGAUAUAGAGCACAAGCCACUGUUUUAAAACUACCCUUUUUAAAGCAUUUUAAUUGUAUGUUUUAAAUAAUUAUUAGUGUUGUCCAUCACUUAAUGUUGCUGUUUUGUCUCUUUUAAUUAUAAAUGUACUUGUUUUAAUUGGUAAGCUACUGUGAGUCCUGGUUUGCAGAAAAAGCAAUGCAUAAAUGAAGUUAAUAAUAACUUAAUAAUAAAGGAACAGGAAAAGGGAUGGUGUCACUUAUAGGAUCCACACACUGGUCCCAACCCACCAGUAGGAGGCCAGAUCUCAAUAUUGCAAUCUUUAGCUGGAUCAACAAACUCCCAUUUUUUAAUGAUUGUUUUUAUCGAAAACUUGAGGUGGAGCCCUUGACUUUACCUGCCGUGGCCUAGUGACCUGAAGUUAAUGUUGAAAGUCUCUUGCAGACUGUUUACUAUGAAAGUCAUUAUGUAUUUACAUAAUGAAGGGAUUGGAAUGGGCUGGGACACCUAAGAAGGCGGGAGGCUUCCUUGUUUGGAGUAUCGGGAUGGUUACUCACAGGCUUCUAAGAAGGUGGCAAGGAACAGAAGAGAGCUGGGAUGGAAACAAGCAGAGGAAGGAGAAAGGUGGAGAGAGGAAGAUAGGAAAGAGAAGGAAGACAAGUGAAAUGGAAGAGGCAAGGCUUGUGCAAGGCCAAUGGAAGAGUGGAUGGAACAGUGAGAUGGUGAAUAGCAACAUAGAGAGAAGAGAGUAUCAGGAAGUAUAACUGAAGCUUGAAGAAGUUGAAGAAGGAAGUGAUACUUCUGGCCACAACUGGGGCAUCUAGUUGCUUAUGACCUUGCCAUUUGUCAAUGCGUGGUUUUUGAAGCCUGCAUGGGUAUGAAACUGUUCCCCUGACAUUUGUUCCUCCAAUAACUCUGAAGGCAGAAGAUUAUUCAACCAUGGGAAUGUGAAGCCUGGUGGAUUUCUCUCAGGCUAUAUUCGAGUUAUGAGAAGAUUCCUGGUUAGGCUGAGCUGAAAGGAGACAAGCACAUAUCAGUCCAAGGCAGGGAUUCGCUUUAGCUGUUUCUGUUUCUCUUAAAAUCUACAUAUCGUACUUUGCAAAGAUGGAUCAAUUGCUGGCAGUGAAAAUCGGCUGCUUGGCUGGUGUGUUGGUGAUCACACUCCUUUGUGGCCUCAUCCCAUCCCAGGUCAGAUGGUUCCAGUUCAACAUGGCCAGAGGGAAGCAUCGGCGCAUCCUUAGUUGUAUAGGCUGCUUUGCUGCUGGUGUUUUCCUGGGUGCUUGUAUAAUGCACAUGGUGGCUGAUGCUUUGGGAGACAUCCAAGAGGAAAUUAAAAAGCGGCAGCGACAGGGGAAUAUCAUACACAAGCUGAACAACACCUCUGAAGCUGAUGAUGAUUCUGAUGCAUACCCAUUUGGAGAGCUCAUAAUCUCACUUGGCUUCUUCCUGGUGUUUAUUAUCGAGAGCAUAGUGCUCCACUGCUGUCCCCAGGCUGUACAUGCUCAUGGUGACCAUGAAAGUCAAGACAGUCACAAGGAUCCUCCAGAAUCUCACAGCUCUUUCCGGGCAUUUGUACUCUUCCUCUCCUUAUCCUUCCACUCUGUCUUUGAGGGCCUAGCUAUUGGUGUUCAGAAGCAGGUCACGGCAGCAAUUCAGCUUUGUUUAGCAGUGCUCAUUCACAAGGCCAUUGUUGUCUUUAGCUUGUCACUUAAGUUGGUGCAGAGUGGGACCAAGGUCCGGUGGAGACUGCUCUACUUGGUGGUCUUUGCUCUGAUGUCUCCUGCUGGGAUCAGUGUGGGCAUUGGCGUCUCACUUUCCAACAGCAAUGGGAGCAGCCUGGCUCAAGCUGUGCUCGAAGGAAUAGCAGCAGGGACUUUCUUGUAUGUCACCUUCCUGGAGAUACUUCCGUAUGAGCUGCGUUCACAUGAAAGUCCCCUCACCAAGUUCUUCUUCAUUAGUUUAGGUUUCUGCGUCAUGGCCAUUAUUGCCAUUUGGGCAUGAAAGAUUGUCUGCUUUGUGGUGCCUGGAGAAACCGACAACAACUGUAUCUCAAGGCUCUUCCUCCCAAACAUGCCUCCAUCAGACACUGUUAUAUUUCCACAACUUUACAGAAGAGCUGAGACUACAAUGCCCACUUUAUCAUUUUCUAUGAGACCUAGUUGCCAUUUAGCUCAUUGUUGGCUGUGUGGUACUUGAAAUUUUUUGAGUUUUUGUCUUUCCCCUUUCCCUGUUAAACUAUGAGACCUGAUUUUAAGACUGUAAACUGCCUGAAUGCAUUGGCAGAAAGGUGUAGGCUGAGCACCUCUAUAGGUUUGAUGUUGCAUGAACCCACCUUAAACUUGGAGCCAUUCCAUGUCAUGGAGAUCUGUGGCAUGGUCGAGUGGGGUGUUUCAGGAUGAUGUGGCUAGUAUCCUCCCACCCCUGAGCCAUUGUAUGACCCUGCAUUCUCAAGCUCCCUACUUGCCCAUUCUGCAGACCUCUAUCACCUGAAGUAGCUCCUUCAAGUUUAAGCUGGGUUCUGGCUGGCAUUUGCAAUUGUGGCAAUAGUGCCAUAUGAUCAUGAAUAUAUAGCAUAGGUGAAUACAGAACAGCUAGGCGAAUCCAUAACUACAAUGCAGGAUAACAGCCACUGUGAAAUAAAAAAGCAUGAGGUGAACAACUGCAAGAGAAAAUGAAAGAAUUCUGUGACCAAACAGUGGACUAUGAGGGAAAAGGGCAUCCUUUUCCCUACCAUCUUUCUUGAGCUAUUGGGAGACUACAAUGACCAUCACAGUCUAUCAGGACUAGCUGCCAUGAACACAAUCAAGAUAUGUAUGCAAGCUGUGACAUUACAUGUGCAAUCUGUUACUUCACUACAGGAAAGUGUGUAUGACGUAGAAUACGGAGAAUUUUCAUGAAAGGAAAUUCAGGGUCCAGUAGAGGAAAUGCAAUAUGAAAUAAAGGCUGACAGGAUGUUUUGUGAUGGGAAGUAAAAGGUAUUCUCUCAUCUAAGAUAUUCUCUGAUCACACAUUGUUGACCUUUUAGCAAAAAGUAUGGGAGUUAGUGAGAACUUGUGAGUGAGUGAGAACUGAGAACAUGGGAAGUUAUGUCUGUUCCUGUUACUGCUAUACUGCUGCCUGUACAUUCUUCACACCACCUUUAAAAAGGCAAGGACAUAGUAGUUCCUGAUCAAGGCAUUUCUUCAGUAGAAGAAUUCUUAGUUCUCAGAAUCUGGAAGUAAAAUAUUACUUGCAAUGGAUUGUUGUUGUUUGUCUUCAAAUCAUUUCUGAAUUAUGGUGAAUCUAAGACAAACUUAGCAUGGGGUUUUUCUGGCAGGAUAGCUUUAGAAGAGGUUUGCCACUGCCUUCCUCUGAGGUUGAAAGAGUGUGACUGUGAUUUGCACAAGAUAACAAAAUGGGUUUCCAUGGCUGAGUAGGGAUUACUUCAGAUCGAAUCCAAGUGGGAAUUACUUUACAUUUAACUUCAGAAAUUAGUCAGUUUUUUGUCAAGUGAUUUUAUCCCAAAGCUAUCAUGAAGCCACAAACACAGAAGAAUCCAGUUCAUACAAUAGUGAAAUAAUCUGCUCUAUGAACCAUGUUUAAAGUGAGAACCCUAGUUUAACUGAAGAGAAACAAGGGUUGAUCAAAGACUAUUGAAGGACCAGACUGGUGAAAUAGUAACAUUUCUGGAUUUCAGUGUACUUCGUAAAAGGAAGACUGAAGGUCCUGGUAGUCCAGGUGUUCUGUUUGCUUUCCAAAAAGUAUGUGUCCAGGUGUGUCUCUGGCCAGAUUUUUCAUAGAGUGAGAUGAAUGUCAUUGCCAUUAUAACUGCCACGCACUGCCUGCAAGGACCAGAAGGACAAAUGUGGUUAGCAGAUAAAUGGGGGAAUAGGGUUGCUCUUGGUGAAUUUGUCUCCUUAUGUGCACUUUUCUUGAAUAAGUUUCUUUUCAAUAGAUGCUCUGAAGACCUAUUAAACAGCUAUUAAGUAAAACUUUGCUAUGUAAAAAGUAACACAACUUCUGAAAGGAUAAUUCUGAUGGAUUAUACUUGGGUACAAAUGAAAAAAAAAUAAUUCCUUUUUUAUCAUUUGAAAUGGAAUCAUUAAAACUCAUAGCGAGGAAUUGGGAUCCUUUGGAAGGUCAGAUUUUGUUGGCCUCCAAAUCUCAUCAACUUCAAUCAAUGUGGCCAAAGGUCAGGGGUGAUGGAAGUUGGAGUCCCACAAUUUCUACAGUACUCCAGGUUCUAUACUCCUAUAGCCAUCCUGCUGGUUCAAAACUGUAUUUCCCUUUCUUUGAUGGAGAUCCUCAAGAUGUUCUGAAGGCCUGUAAUGCAUGAGCAUUAAAUGCAAUAAAUUGAGCUCUCCUGAAAAUGAGGGAAGUCAUACUUAAAGUUUGUGAUUAACUGCCCUCGAGUCCACACACAGCUGCACCGAUCUGGUCCCUGAAGGGAGCAAAAAGAAGCUGCAAAAAGCGGCUUCUUUUUAGCUCCCUGGAAGUGGUAUCAUAAGCAGGCCAGUGUGCCAUGAUGACGCGCCUUUGCCGCUGUGCCAUUUGGGUGCUGCACCAGAGGAAUGUCAUCAUGGCUCACCCCAUCUAGAACAGCGCACACCAAAAUGGUGCCUGGGCUUCAUCGUUUGGUCUUGGAGCGUGCGGCCACUCAGCCCUCACCCUGCCCACAUGCCGGCACAAAGUGCGGGUCUGCAUAGCCCCUCUUUCCAACACUCAAACUACUAUACCACACUGACUAGUGAGUAGCAUUCAUUUCAAUUGAUCUACUCUAACUAUGACUAUGUCUGGAUCCAAACUACUGGACAGAAAACACAUGACUAAGUUUUCAUCAGUUUUACUGAUCGUUGGGAAUACUGGAAAGGGAAUUUUUCUACCCUACAAUUAUCACAAUUAUUGUCAAGAAGAAAAUUUAGCACAGGGCUAUCAGGAAACCUCAGGUGUAAAUGAAUCCACCACAGGAGUUACAACUGUAUUCCGCCUUGUCUAUAAAGAAUAUUUUCAAAACAGUCUGGUAGACAUAGCUCUUGGGAGUUAACAGAAGAUACUCAAGGUUUUAUUAAGCAGAUGUUUGAGAGAGCAGACUAGAGUUUAUGAGACAGUAAAGUCUGUUUAACCUGUAAAGAUUUUCAACAUCACUUGUAAGCUAGUUUGAGCACUGUGGAUCUCUGUAGUCCUGGUGUUUUGUGAAUUUCUGAGACUGAAUACGUUCCACUGAGGUUGGGCCCGAAAUCUAAUAAUGUUUAGAAUGACACUACUGCUGAUCCUACUUUUGCUGAUACAACUCCCCAAUAUUGUCAGCAAAAAAUGGAACUAUGGAUGUGAUUGGAGGACAAAAGUUGAGAAGGAUUUAUUUGGCUUUCAAGAGGAUAUUGUCAUUGGUGAAUUUGUCAGUUUUUUGAUUUCUUUAUUGAACGAGCUUCCUUUUAAUAGAAUGCCACAGAAAAUAAUAAAUGGAUAGUAGGUA
Sceloporus undulatus (fence lizard) is the source of this 5541-nucleotide messenger RNA. RefSeq names its product solute carrier family 39 member 2 (gene SLC39A2). The coding region runs from base 1194 to 2090 and encodes 298 amino acids. The transcript has 4 exons. Lineage: Eukaryota; Metazoa; Chordata; Lepidosauria; Squamata; Phrynosomatidae. Gene Ontology annotation, biological process: zinc ion transmembrane transport. The record is from RefSeq and is a predicted model, not a curated record. Gene Ontology annotation, molecular function: zinc ion transmembrane transporter activity. Gene Ontology annotation, cellular component: plasma membrane.